Molecule: messenger RNA, 639 nt
Organism: Corylus avellana
Lineage: Eukaryota; Viridiplantae; Streptophyta; Magnoliopsida; Fagales; Betulaceae
Product: RING-H2 finger protein ATL48
Source: RefSeq, a predicted model, not a curated record
GGUGCAAUCCUUCUGUCCACACACUUUUCCCUCGUUAGAUUUCAAUCCCACCACAAUUCAUUUGCUCCUUCACCCGUAAAAGUCCCAUAUAGAUAUAAAGGACCAAUCCCCAACCUGAAAAGCCCAAUUCCAGUUGAGGACGAUCCAGACCCGUAUCAAAAUAUCCCACCGCUCCGGUGCUCAAAAGGAAACAAUAGUAAUAUGGAAAAGAUGGGUGAGGCUAAUCCCAAUUUGGACGAGUUUUUUCCGGAGAAGAAGCGUGUCAGGAACCCUCUUGUACCUGUUGGUGCACUAAUUACAGCUGGAGUGCUCACGGCUGGCUUAAUAAGUUUCAGACAAGGCAAUUCUCAGUUGGGUCAGAAGCUAAUGAGAGCUCGUGUGAUUGUACAAGGUGCUACAGUAGCACUCAUGGUUGGUACUGCUUACUACUAUGGGGGGAAUCCCUGGCGACCAAGAUAAUUCUUCUGUAAACUGCUCUUGAUGUUCUUGAGGGAGGAAAAAAUAAAAUAAAAUAAAAUAAAUUCCAUAACAUUAAGCCUCCUCUCUUCUUCACACAAGUUUUUCCAAUAUUUUAUGUGUUUGUCAGAUUCUCUUCAUUUCUCUCUUUUUCAUUAAAAUUUCAUUUCUUUUUCAAGUUAA